Messenger RNA from Nothobranchius furzeri (turquoise killifish), 4100 nucleotides. RefSeq names its product NPL4 homolog, ubiquitin recognition factor (gene nploc4). Gene Ontology annotation, molecular function: ubiquitin binding; ubiquitin protein ligase binding. The record is from RefSeq and is a predicted model, not a curated record. NCBI's taxonomy places the organism in Eukaryota, Metazoa, Chordata, Actinopteri, Cyprinodontiformes, Nothobranchiidae. Gene Ontology annotation, cellular component: nucleus. Gene Ontology annotation, biological process: ubiquitin-dependent protein catabolic process.
GGUGAACUGUCGGACACUAUAGUGUGCUACACCGGUGUUAGAGUUCUGUGAUGGAGUUUCGCUGACAGUCAGCCAGUAACGCUUCGUGACUUUUGUAGUUUUUGUCUAUCAGCACAAGGACGUACACCAGUGACUUUCAGUUAGGCGACAUGGCGGAUAAUAUAAUAGUCAGGAUUCAGUCCCCAGAUGGGAUGAAGAAAAUUGCUUCCACCAAGAGAGAAACGGCAGCUGCCUUUCUAAAGAAGGUGGCCAAAGAGUUUGGAUUCAGUUCCAAUGGGUUCUCUGUUUAUCUAAACCGCAACAAGACCGGAGAGAUUGUGUCUCAGAACAAAACCCUCAGUCUGCUAAAGAUCAAGCAUGGAGACAUGUUGUUUCUGUUCCCCUCUGCUUCUUCUGCCUCUUCUGGGGAGGUUAUGGACACAGCCACCACACACACAUCUUCAUCUGUCACCUCCGUCUCAUCCACUUCUUCAUCUUCCUCCUCAUCCUCCUUGAUCCCUCGGUCCACUUCAGCACCCCAGGUCCAAGAGGAUGAGAUCGAUCAGUAUCUGACCAAGCAAGAUGGCAAGAUCUACAGGAACAGAGACCCUCAGCUAUGUCGUCAUGGCUCCCUUGGAAAAUGUGUGCACUGUGUACCGUUAGAGCCCUUUGAUGAAGACUACCUGAAUCACCUCGACCCACCAGUGAAGCACAUGUCAUUUCACGCGUACCUUCGCAAGCUGACCGGUGGAGCUGAUAAAGGGAAGUUUGCAGCUUUAGAGAACAUUAGCUGUAAGAUAAAGUCGGGCUGUGAGGGUCAUCCUCCCUGGCCUGAGGGGAUCUGUACCAAGUGUCAGCCAAGUGCCAUCACUCUCAACAGACAGAAAUACAGACAUGUGGACAACAUCAUGUUUGAGAACCACACUACUGCCGACCGCUUCCUGGACUUCUGGAGGAAAACGGGCAGCCAGAGGAUGGGCUACUUGUACGGUCGGUACACCGAACACACAGACAUCCCUCUGGGCAUUAGAGCGGAGGUAGCUGCCAUCUAUGAGCCCCCACAGAGUGCUACCCAGAACAGCCUGGAACUGCUGGAGGAUCCCAAGGCUGCAGCUGUAGAUGAAAUCGCUGCCAAGCUGGGCCUCUGCAAGGUGGGCUGGAUCUUCACUGACCUGCUGUCUGAGGAUAUGAGGAUAGGUACUGUCCGCUACACAAGAAACAAGGACUCACACUACCUGAGUGCAGAGGAGUGCAUCACGGCUGGAUUCUUCCAGAACCAACAUUCAAACUCCUGCAGACUCUCUCGAGACGGAUACUUCGGGUCCAAGUUUGUGACCGUUGUUGCAACAGGUGGUCCAGAUAACCAGGUGCACUUUGAAGGAUACCAGGUAUCCAACCAGUGCAUGGCUCUGGUACGGGAUGAGUGCCUGCUGCCCUGUAAAGAUGCCCCGGAGCUGGGCUACGCCAAGGAGUCGAGCCCUGAGCAGUACGUACCAGAUGUCUUCUACAAGGACAAAGACAAAUUUGGAAAUGACGUGACGUUUCUAGCUCGACCUCUUCCUGUAGAGUAUCUCAUCAUAGAUAUAACCACAACCUUUCCAAAGGACCCUCAGUACACCUUCACCUCCACUCAACGCUUCCCCAUCGAAAACCGAGAUAUUCUUGGAGAGACGCAAGAUUUCCACAGUUUAGCCACUUACCUGUCCCAGUGCUCCUCCACGUCAUUCCUGGACAUCGUGUCAGACUUCCAUCUGCUCCUCUUCCUCGUCACCAAUGAAGUCAUGCCUCUGAGAGACAGCAUCGGGCUUCUUCUCGAUGCCGUGAAAACCUCUAACGAGGAUCUGGCUCAGACCUGGAAGAAGUCUGAGCAGUGGGCCACCAUCGAGCAGCUCUGCAGCACAGUUGGUGGACAGCAAUCCACCUCUUUGGGUUACGGAGCCAUGGGCGGCUCAUCGGUUCCCACUUCUUCCUCAGCCAUGUGGUCCUGCCUCCACUGCACCUUCAUGAACCAGCCUGGCACAGAGCACUGUGAAAUAUGCAGCCUGCCCCGCAGCUAAGCCCCCCCCCACCAGACUUCCACUCUUAGCGUACUUACUGCACCGGUUCCAGCUGCAAGGUUCAACCCCCUCUCACUUCUGUUUCUCUUCACCUCCUUCAGGAUGCCCUCGUUUACACCCGAGUAUCCGAGUGAAUUGAAACCAGACUGGGUAUUGUUUGUUUUUUCAUCCCUCCUCACAGCAGCUCUCGUGAGAGGUGGGCCUUCUUGUCUGAGGCCACAAACCUAUGAAAUUAUCCUCCCUUUAGUGGGUCAGAGAAGUCCUACUGUGACUCAGGAUGACAGCAAAGACUCAACGUCGGGAUGUUUUCUCGCAUCAGUGCCCCCUCUCUCUCUCACAGUGACUUCCGGAAAAUCUUGCUGUGUAUAAAUGACCUUUGGGGAUUGAUGCUGUUAUUUAAUUGAGUUCAUUUUUUAAAUGGUCAGAUUGUAGCGUGUAACUUUGAAUCUUUAGUUUGGACUCUGCUCGGUCAGGUUUUUCCAGGUCUUGCUCUCCGGCAAGCCCUUCACAGUACAAUCAUCGGUGCGAGCGCUGACCUCCAGACACGUAGAGCUGCGGAGUAGAGCUGUUUAAGUAGAGACUGGAGUUUAUACUUUCAGUGUUGAGUUUGGUCCCGGAUUUAAGCGGCAGCCUGAAGUGAUCGCAGAAGUAACCUCAUCCUUGUGAUGGUUCUGAAUGUUCUGUUCUGUUUCAGGAAAUCUGUUCACCGCUUCUGUGAUGGUUUUAACUCGAGUGGGCACGAUAUGUAGCUUCAUUUAUCUCCUCUCUGUUCCUCUGAUCCCAGGUCUCCUUCAUCCUAACUAGCUGUGAGGUGCUUUAGAAACAACUGGUGCUUGUCACUUUCACUCUUGUUGUUUUUGUUCUGGUACAAAUGGGCUAGAACCUCUCCUCCUCUCCUGCUCUGAUGGACCCCUGUGGGUUUUUCUAUCACUCAGCCUUCAAAGGUGUUGGCGGUCCUUUGUCUCACUUGAUGUGAACCUGCAGGCCGGAUAGUGAUGCUUCAGGUCUCUAUGGUGUGUUCUGUUUAUUUGGAAGCUUCUUUCAACAGACACACACUUUACUGAGAUGCAGAGCUCAAAUAUAAAAGCAGACAUGGGAAGCAUUUGAAUGUUUCUCGUGAUGGUAAAGAUCCAUCCAAGUACACAGAAUAUAAGACUUUUAAUCUGCAGACAUAAAAAUCCCAUGUACUGAUGACUGCAUGUGUUGCAGCUGUAGUUAAAAAGGCUGAGGUAAAUUAAAACGUCCCCCAUGGAAAAUUAUUAAAUAAGAGAUUAACAUAAAAUAAAUGAAGUCAGUUUGAAAACAGCCAGUAGGAGUUAAGUUUGUGACAUCAUUUGACCCUUUACCGUGGCUUCAAUGCAUUAAAACUUGUUUCUAUUACAUUUAAUUCAGUUAAAUCAACACUGGGACCAAAACACACACACACACACAUCUGGCAGCAGCUGCUGCUCAGAUGUUUCGUUCAGUCUAACUAAAGCACUCGGAUGUCAGUACUCUAAAGCCAUUUUAGAUGUGAUCAACUCACCACCAGAAAAGAAGUGCCUCUGUUAAAUUGGACCAGUUAGAGAUGACACUGAAGCCCAAACAGAAGAGCAUCCAGUUUGUUUUUCCUGCUGACCAUCAACGCUACGCCCUCACCUGUUAUCUGUACUCUUCAGUAUUUGUUUAUUUUCUUCAUGUGUUUGUGCGCCGCACCGCUUCAGUGAUUUAAACUGGUAACAACAACCCUUUCAGUUUGGACAAGUCACCAGUGGCUCUUGUUUGCUAGUUUGAGACGUGUACGGAUUGAGAAUGUUUUUAGUUGUUAGAUUAAUUUGAUGAACAAUAUAACAUUUUCCGUGGAGGAUUAUUGAUGCUCCGUGUGGAUUUAGGAGUGACUUCUCUGAUGUGGCACUAGCAGGUGGCAGCAACCUUUUCCUUUUGUAUCGCUCUGGGGCCGUUUGCUGAGCAGGCUCGCUCUUGGACCUACAGCCUGUCCUCACUUUCCACUCAGCUGAUUGAGGACCCUGAAAAAUGUUUGCUGUUGAGAUGAAUUUGAAACAAAAAUAAAAAGACAACACGUUA